AUGGAGUCGGUCUACGAAGCAACGGGCAAAGAUCGCGAGAUCAGCAACUGGGUCAAGAUGGCUUCAGUGGAUGGCCUUUCUAAGUCGAUCAGAGAGGACUCUUUUGAUCCGAUUCCCUUCGAGGUCACAAAGCAUGCUCCCCUUCCAACCAUCGGCGAGGAUGAGACCGAGAGUAUCCCCGAAGCAGGCCCCCGCUCGAUCGGCUUCGCAGAGCGGACCGCAAUCCGCACAACAUCGCCCUUUGACCACGCCGCCGACAUCGUCUCGCCCUUCGAGCCGCGUGCUCCUCCAUCCAUCCUCCCCUCCUCAUCCGCGAACUUCUCCUUCCGCGCCUUCACGCGCGCCUUACCGCCGACCCUGCACCUCACGACCCACGAACCCGCCCCAACGGUCGGCACCGUCAACGUCAACACCCCCGUUCUCACCACCCCUGACGCCAUAAGCCCGACGACUUCGUUCCGCGCCACACCGGUUAACUUAAACCCGUACAGCUACAACGGCGACAUCACAGGUGUUAACCGCCGCCCGAACCCCAAGACCGCCCGCGUGGCUCGCUACAACGAGUCCCUGUCUCCCAGCAUCUCGGGCACCAGCACCCCGCUGCGCCCGCAGCGCGUCGUGCAGUUCGACGACCAGGCCGCUGCAUUCGGGGAGGCUAGGCCGAGGCCUGCGCGCCACUUCUCGCACACCAGCGUCGAGGGCAAACUGGGGAAUGCGUCCACCACAAACCUGCCAGGCUCUGCGCACCUCACGCGCGUUGGGACGCCGAUGCCGGAUGCGGAGGCGCAGGAGUCGAAGAAGGCUAAGACUGGGAUCAGGGGAUGGGUUAGGGAUCUGCCGUCGUUUCUGAAGUGGUUGGUUGGUGUCGGCCUCAUGGUGGGGAUUUUGGCGCUUAUUGUUCUCUUGUUCAUGUUCAAGAGCUCGUUGGGGUGGACGUCCCGGAAGGAUCGCUAUGAGUAG
Coniosporium apollinis CBS 100218 is the source of this 960-nucleotide messenger RNA. RefSeq lists its product as uncharacterized. The transcript has a single exon. The coding region runs from base 1 to 960 and encodes 319 amino acids. The record is from RefSeq and is a predicted model, not a curated record. NCBI's taxonomy places the organism in Eukaryota, Fungi, Ascomycota, Dothideomycetes.